AUGCGUUUCGCAACUUUUGGCAUGUUGACUCUCCUGCCGGCUUUUGGCUUGGCUAAGGACUGUGGAAUCUUCUACGAAUGGGCAGGUACCAGUCAACUAGAUGUCUGGCGGGAUCUCAGGGCUGCAAGCAUGUGCAACGAUGUCGGCGGCAGGAUGGCUAAUGACGAAGUUGGCUUGAGGAAUGGAAAUGAAGUUUAUCGCUGUGCUGUCUGUCGCAAUGCUCGGGGCGGAACAAAAGACUACACCCGAACUGUUAUGCAGGGAAACACCCAAAUCACCUACUCAGUCAGGUGCGGCUGGUUUGGAAAGGGCAAGUGCUCCGCGUGA
Fusarium mangiferae is the source of this 327-nucleotide messenger RNA. RefSeq lists its product as uncharacterized. The transcript has a single exon. The record is from RefSeq and is a predicted model, not a curated record. NCBI's taxonomy places the organism in Eukaryota, Fungi, Ascomycota, Sordariomycetes, Hypocreales, Nectriaceae. The coding region runs from base 1 to 327 and encodes 108 amino acids.